Messenger RNA from Asterias rubens (European starfish), 1055 nucleotides. RefSeq names its product sodium- and chloride-dependent betaine transporter-like. The coding region runs from base 273 to 1055 and encodes 260 amino acids. Gene Ontology annotation, cellular component: membrane. NCBI's taxonomy places the organism in Eukaryota, Metazoa, Echinodermata, Asteroidea, Forcipulatida, Asteriidae. The record is from RefSeq and is a predicted model, not a curated record. The transcript is spliced from 3 exons. Gene Ontology annotation, biological process: sodium ion transmembrane transport.
UCGCUGCUACACUCCAUGGGUACUAAGCCUUGCUUCUGUUGGGUUGAGGCACCCUUAGGCUCAUCACAAAGGGAGGCCGGCCAUGCACGAACACUACUCAUGGUGAACUUCCUUCCUCAAUGCCUUCUCCCAUGAGAAGAGUCUAGCCUAACCAAGUGCAUGAAUGAAUGCCAUUUUAAAUUUGGAACAGAUCCAUGAAUCAACCUUGCUCUAUGAUUCAACUUGUCUUCUUUUUUACCACAAAAGGACCUUGACUGGAAACAUUGCUAAAGAUGGACGGUGUACACGUGGACAACAACGGCAGUCCCAACAAUGCAGUGAAUAAUGUGGACUCAAACGACAACUCAUGUGAUGGUAGCACACAAACACCGACUAAAGAACACACCGUACGAGCAGGCGGGGACGCAUACAACCCUGAUGAAACCACUGGUCUUGUGAGAGAGAAUGCCGAGGAUGGAAAGACAAAGGAGGCAAAUGAAGAUGUGGAAAGAUGUUGCGAGGAUGAGGAGGGCGAUCAGAAAGACGGUGAGGACGAGGUGAUAAGAGAAGGAUGGGGGAACAAGAUGGACUUCAUCAUGGCGUGUAUUGGUUACGCCGUGGGGUUAGGAAACGUCUGGAGAUUCCCGUACCUAUGCUACAAGAAUGGAGGAGGUGCAUUUUUAGUUCCGUACUUCAUCUCGCUGGUAGCCUGCGGGGUACCGAUGUUCUUUAUGGAGGUUUCCUUGGGUCAGCUUAUGCAGACUGGCGGCAUCGGUGUUUGGGACAUCUUUCCCGCCCUCAAAGGUGUGGGCCUUGCAGCUGCCAACAUAGCCGCCAUGUUAAACAUUUAUUAUAUCAUCAUCUGCGCCUGGUCUAUAUUCUAUUUCUUCGCCUCCUUCAGCAACCCAUUGCCAUGGCACGACUGCCAGAACUACUGGAAUGACAUCCAUUGUCUCGACAGGGAACUUCAGAGUAACCUGACAACAGACGUGAGAAACAAUUCCUUCUUGACAAUAAAUGGAACCCUACUGGCGAAGAAUCUAUCAGAAUCACCAGCACAGCAAUACUGGGAGUAA